ACUUGUCAGAAAUAAAGAAUAACUUCUACUUCAGGGUUAACGUCUGAAAUCUGUAAAUAAGCAAGCAUGGUUGAAACUGAAGUUUCAGAAAAGAUCAUUCCUGUUAAAGGAAAACCGAAGUCUGGAAGAGUUUGGAAAACUGAAAAAAACAGAUUUUCAAAUAUGUGCCAAGUUAAACCUCUUAAAACAUCUUGGGAAAAAAAGCUAAAGCUCCGUCAAGAACGAGAAACCAUGUUGCGGCAUGCUGCUGAAAUAAGAGAAGAGAAAGAAAGAGAAAAACAAAUGCGCAAGGAAAAAAGAAGAGAAAAAAUAGAGAGGAAGCGUGAAAAUGAGAGAAAGAGUGAAGUUGUACAAGUUAUUCGAAAUUCUGCUAAAAUAAAAAGGAUGUCCAAGAAACAGUUGAGGAAGAUAGAGAAACGUGAUACAAAUCUCACGCCAACAUGAUUUUGUAAUUAUACUAGAAAUGUUGAUUAUUAAAUAUAUUGUUUUACUUC
Stegodyphus dumicola is the source of this 494-nucleotide messenger RNA. Its product is annotated as coiled-coil domain-containing protein 86-like. The record is from RefSeq and is a predicted model, not a curated record. Gene Ontology annotation, cellular component: nucleolus. NCBI's taxonomy places the organism in Eukaryota, Metazoa, Arthropoda, Arachnida, Araneae, Eresidae.